Molecule: messenger RNA, 2743 nt
Organism: Arabidopsis thaliana (thale cress)
Lineage: Eukaryota; Viridiplantae; Streptophyta; Magnoliopsida; Brassicales; Brassicaceae
Product: enolase (DUF1399)
Exons: 6
Coding region: 283-1917 (544 amino acids)
Source: RefSeq, marked reviewed
GUUUGUCAUCACCAUUUGGUGGCUUGUGCCUCGACAUGAUUCGCUGCUUUCUCAUAAAAAUUAUUGUCUACCCUUUUAUUAUUUCACAAAAAUAUGAAAUAAUUGACAACAAUUAAAUACAAAACUAAAAAAGUAAAAAAAAACAAAACAAAACUGUUUGUUCACUUUAUUCCUUCACGGUCUCCAUACGCCAAAUCUCUGUUUCUCAUUCGACAAAAAAACCUCUAAUCUCAUGUCUAUGUCUUGUCUUUAGAUACUAUCUUACUCUCUCUUCGAGAACUUAUGUCUUUAGAACGGUCGGAGUUCGUCGACGGUGUUGCGGCACGGAGUCUCAGUGAGAUCUCAGAAGUUGACGCCGUGAGAAUUGGAGGUGAUAUUAUAUCUUCAGCGAGACGUCUCAUCGCACUUUUAAGGUCCGUAGGAGAUUGUCAAUGGCUUCAUCAUCCACCCGUUAUUGCUGAAGCUAUUAGAAGGUAUGAUGAGCUAUGGAUGCCGUUGAUUUCUGAUCUAACGGUUGGUUUAAAGCCACCGAUGAUUUUGCCUCCUCUUGAUGUUGAAUGGGUUUGGUUUUGUCACUGUUUGAAUCCAGUGAGUUAUAGUGAUUACUGUGAAAGGAGAUUCUCAAAACUUAUAGGGAAGCCUGCGAUUUACGACGAAGAGAACGAGGAUUACGCGGUUUUACAAUGCGAAAAGAUCUGGAGUUUACGAUAUCCUUUAGAGAGUUUUGAGAACAGAGCUGAUCCUGAUUCACUUGAGACUGUUUCUUUAGUUAAUGAAGAUAUUAAAAGUCUAGUGAAGAAGCAGAUGUUUCUUUGGGAGAAGUUUUCAGCUCCUUACAUGUCUGAAACCGUUUACUUGAUCGCUGCUCGGUUACGUUACAAAGGGUUUUUGUUGAUACUACACAAGUUUAAGGAUGAGGUUUCUAGUCUUAUUCCAGCUUCUGAUAUACUUCUUAUGUGGCUUACGCAUCAGAGCUACCCGACAGUAUAUAAAGAUGAUGUUGAUGAAAUGUUGGAGGAGAUGACGAGAAAGGUGGUACAAGUUGGAGAAAAGGUAGAGAAAACAGAAGUGGAAACAACAAAAGAACUGUGGGAUAGAUACUUCAAUCAACCAUAUGAGAAAGCAGGCGGUGAGUUGUCGAUAAUAGCGAAUGAGUCUGGUUUAAGUAACAACACAAUGUUUUAUUGGCCUGUCUCUGAUAUGGAUGUUAACACUGCGUAUAAGUCCAUUCGACCUAGAUUUGUCUUGGAAUUAUGUAUAUUUUUAAGGUUGAAUCCAAAGGCAGAGCAGAAUGAGUCGAUAGAUCGGAGUUUUCUACGGUUGAGAGUUGCUAGAUGUCAUAGGAAGCUGCAGCUGGAUAAGAAAAUGACUGAUUUGUCUAGCGAAGCGUCGUGGCAAAAAGCGUGGCAUCUUUACUGUGAGUUUGGAACACUAGGGUUUAUUUUGGAAUCACAUUGUGACCGUUCUCGUGGAAUUUGUUUUAAAAGCGGAAAACCAGAAGGGAUGAUAGAGUUUCCGUGGAAUGAUCUGUUAAGAGCGCAUUCUCUAGCGUCUGGUAGGUUUCUUGGUAAGCAAGUGAGUGUGUUUGCUUCAGUUACACCUCCAGUUCAAGCGCCCUACUUGCUGAGAUUUGUACCGGAUCGAGUUACCGAUGAUUCAGGUGCUAUGAUAUCUGAUUCAGUUCAAAGAACAAACAACUUCCGACCUCAAGAAGGAAGAUGGCUUACUCGGACCGUGCUUGAUCACGCUGGACGGGAAUGCUUCGUUAUCCGUAUUCGAGUUGGGAAGGGAGUGUUUAAACGUGGAGGUGAAGUUCCAUCCCCGGUGAAAUCAGAGGAGCGGAUCACAGAGGUUCGAGUAGGUUCUUGGUCUUAUGUCGAGGGUUCAAUCGGUAAAGCUCCAGGUAAGUUAGCUUAGGCGACAAGAAGAAACUCUGUUUUGUGUUCUGUUUUGUGUACCGAUCAUUGUGUUUUCUCGUCUAGUACAGCGAAGGUGGUUGGAACCGUGACGCCUAAGGAACCAAUGGAGGAUUGGGAGGCAGCAUGGGAAUUUUCUACUGGUGAUGAAUUGUGCAUCCGUUGGGACUCAUUAGGAACUAUCUCAGAACUUCGUUUAUAUUCAAGAAACCCCGGUUCGCUGGUUCGGCUAUUAACUGGACGGAGAAUGCAAUAUAAAGGAGAAGAUGAAGAAGACGACGAGGGUUUUGUAACAGUUGUUAGAUCAACAGAAGAAGAUCCAACUGAAAAAGCAACUGCUCUGAUCGACUGGAAGCAUCAAGCCGUGGAAUUUCUUCCUGAGGAAGACGCGGUUUUCGUCUUGUUAUUGUCGGUAUCGAUUCUAAGGAGUGUUACACAUAAAAGAAGAGAAGAUGUUGGUAAAUUGUUGGUGCGGAAGAGGAUAACAGAAGCUACCGGUGAACGGGAUUGGGGAUCGGUUAUUGUCGAUGCUUCGUCAACAAAUGUAUCUUCUUCUUCCAGUCCAUACGUAGAACCGUGGUAUCGAAACUCCGGUAAGGUUAUGGCAAUGGAGGAGAAAGCACAAGUUGCACGAUAUCCAUAUCCUGUUAUGAGCUAUUCUAACGUUGAUGGUGGUGAUAAUUUGUACAAACAUGUAAUAUUCGGGUGAAACUUCAAAAAGAUUGCAUAAUUAUUAGUCAGAUGGAUGGUGUAACCAAAAGUAAUACGAUGCUUGGGAUGUCUUAAUCUCUAUAAAUUUAUGCUUGGGAUAUUGACGUUAAAUCAAC